UGAUAUCUGCCCGGUUACGAGAAGGGGAUGCAUGCAUGCGCAUAUCUGCCGAAUGGAGAAAUUAAUCACCCGGCAGGAAUCAAUCUUCUCUCUCGACGUUGCUUGCCACUUCUACUUUGUCAUCUCGGCCGAAUGGACCCGAAAUCAUCACUGCCCACGCCCGCUUGCGAAGUUGCAAGGUGAACGCAACGAAAGAACAGAGAUUGUUCGUCCCAGAGAAGAAUUAAUGUCCUCCUCGGGCAUCAACGCAUGAUACAUACCCCUGAACUAUCCACAAUCAAGCCCCGUAGUACGAUUUUCCUUCUUUUUUUUUUAAGGCAACCUGGUACGAUUUUCGAUCUUAUACAUUACCGCUAGAAUCAGAGUUCAUUUCAUUUCUCGUGGUGUGCUCAUACGAUUGGCAUCCGCCAACACCACCAUAUCUGCAUCGAUCAUCCGCGUGCAAACGGGAGAACUCGUAAGAAACACCACCGGCCAUACUUUAUCUCUUUCGAGCCACAAAGUGAUCGAAGUUAUGCGCGAAGGGUUCAACCUAGGCCACUCUCUCUCUUUUUUUUCCAUGGGCAUCUGGGCCAAACUUGUAAAGGUCGAAAAACUCUGUUGCGGCUCUCUCUCGAGUGUGAAGCCCACAAAGAACAAACCUGGAGGCAUGACCCACUCGCAGCUGGAGGGUAAGGAGGCUGUGAGAUUCAGGAGAUGUCACGUCACAGCCAAGGGGGAGGGGAUGGGCCGCAGCAGGCAUGCAGAUAUAUGGCCGGGGUCUAUAUAUAACAACAGAACAAUAUAUCCAGAUCGAAGAACAACAAGUAUUCUCCUCAUGGCGAAGAGCACGAGCGCUCUAUGCUUGGUGGCUCUCGCGGCCAUGGCUGCCAUCCUCUCCUCGUGUUGCCACGCGUAUAAAGAGUAUGAUGCGGCGGCGGCGGCUGCUGCUCCUUAUCACACCGCCGUGCCGGCGUCGUGCUACGCCAACGAAUACCCAAACUGCACCGACCGCCGGUGCCAGGCUUUCUGCGGCGGCGACGGCAGGCCGGAGCCUGGAGCCCACUGCGACGACCCAAAUUCCUGCUGCUGCCCUGUUUCUAAAAAGAAAAGCAGCUAUAGCUGAAACAGAAUGAGGGAGCUAGGGAGAUAAUUAAUUGGAGAUGUUAUAUGGUUUAGCUGUUGUCUCGUUUGGCAUAAAAAUUUAAUUAAUUAUGGUUUUUUCCUUGGA
Brachypodium distachyon (stiff brome) is the source of this 1210-nucleotide messenger RNA. RefSeq lists its product as uncharacterized. The record is from RefSeq and is a predicted model, not a curated record. NCBI's taxonomy places the organism in Eukaryota, Viridiplantae, Streptophyta, Magnoliopsida, Poales, Poaceae. Bases 515 to 1105 code for a protein of 196 amino acids. The transcript is spliced from 4 exons.